AAUGCUCAGCGAUUGGAGAAAAAGAUCAAAGAAGCGUCGAAACCGAAACCACAACCCCUCACAACAACCAAAAUAGACAUUGACGCAGCUAACUCAGGGGAAUUAACGGAAUCUGAAAGAGCGGAAGCAGCGACAAAAAUUCAAAAGCAUUUUGAGAACUUCCUUUCAGGCAUAAUCACUGAACCUGAGACUCCACCUCAUGAAGAACGUCUAGGAGAUCCUUCAAUAACUGGGAAAAGAAAUCAGGAGGAUAUCUCACCCAACCCGGUCGUACAAACAAGCUAUAUUGAAAAUGAGAGGGAGUCUGAGCCUUCUAUCCUGAAAAUUCAGAAUAAAAUUGAGCAGUUCAAGGACAAAAGUGAAUGGAAAGAUAGAAAUCUUCACAGAAUCCCUUCAAGAAGGCGAUUUGGGACCCCAUCAAGGAACCGAUUCGAUGAUUAUUCUAACCGGCCCGGAGUUCUUCGAACUCACAGAAGUCCAACCUAUCACAGAAAUCGUUGGUCAGACUAUGAUAUUUCUGAGUCAGAAAAUCGAUUUUCACGUCAACCAUUUGGCGGAAGAAGGUUCCCAGGUCUUUCUAGAGCCUCCAAUCCUUACUGGUACAAUGAAGAUCACGAAGAUUAUAGGAGAAAUACCUACUCAACGGUUGAUCGACAUUCUAAAGAUUUCAGUAGCAAUUAUCGAAACCUACCCUACAGAUAUCCUAGCAUUCAGAAGGAGAACUCUGAUACGCGUGAUCAAACCGUAAAUGGCAAUGAAGCGAGACAGCCGAAAUAUGAUUACAUUGAACGACCUCAAAGAAGAGAACCCAAUGAAGUGAAAUAUAGUGAGCUUGCAAAAGAAAUCACAUCCUUCACUGUUUUGAAUAGAAUGGCAUAUAAUCUCUUGGCCAGUUCGAACUUCUCUAUUCCCAGUCCUAAGACACGUAAUUCCACCGAGUUCAAGUUUACAAUGGCCAUUAUUGAUGGCACGUUGGAGUACCUCGAAUCCGAACUUAAGGAAGUUGAAGAAAUGAGUGAUUAUGAUACUUUCAAUUUCUAUAAGUCAGUGCCUGAUAGACUCUCUCAGCUUACAGAUAUGACAAAGAGAGCACAAGCUCUGUCAAGUGAUUCUGCUGAACCACUCGAGUAUAUCAAGAAUCAACAGCUGGAAGGAAUCUUUGUAAUGAUGGAUGAUGUUGUUAAGGAAAUCGGCAAGAUGACUGAAACUCUCAGUAUGGAUUAUGAUGACGAUGAAGCUUCCAGGUUGGAAAGACUUAUGCUUCUUGAUGAAUAUUCAAGGGACUAUGGGGAAUGUGAGAAUAGGUGGACAGUUGCCGAUGAAAUCGCCUUUCUUAAGAGGAAAUUGGACCAGUGCAUGAAACUCUGUUCACAAUGUUCUUAA
Rodentolepis nana is the source of this 1383-nucleotide messenger RNA. The record is from the annotation of a GenBank genome assembly. Lineage: Eukaryota; Metazoa; Platyhelminthes; Cestoda; Cyclophyllidea; Hymenolepididae.